AUUCGAUAGUUAGGAUUCCGGGCUCUUUUGGUAGUACAACCAGCGUGCUCACGAAGCAAAAGCAGAAAACCUCACUCUGAACUGAAAAAUUCGAAAUCCCCAAACUCAUAAAAAAUAUAUUCACUGAAAAUUUUCACUUCUCCGUGGCCGGAUUAUUCUAUUUAUUUGAUCGGAGUUCGGGUACAAUUUUGUGUCAUUGUAUCUGAGUGGCAUAUGCUUUGUUAUCAAUGGAAACAGUGGUUGAUAUGCUGGGAGAUGAGGAAGCUAGAGAUGAAGAUUUUCGGUCGCAAGACACUGCAGACCCUAUUGUUUACCAGCUCGUUCGGGUUGAUGGCAAUGGGAGAUUAGUACCUGCAACAGAUGAUGAAGUUAUAGCAGUCGAAGACUUGAUUGAAGAUGAUAAGUGCAAAGUAAGAAAUAUAGACGAUGGCCAGACUCUAGGAUGCAGUAUAAAUAGUGGGAGUAAACCAUGUGCUUCAAAAACAGCUGAGUUUGAGAGCUCAGGUCAGACACAGCUUAAGGUCCUAGAAGUUGGCAGAGAAAAGCAAAUUUUGUCACCUGAAGCUGAAAUUGGUUAUAUAGAAGUAGAUGUUAAGCAUGAGGAUAAGAUCUCUAAAUUGGUUCCAAAUGCAAUUGAUGUCAGUGAAUGCCAAUCUGGGAGUGUAGAGGGAUGCUCAAAGCAUUUAGAUGAAUCAAACAAGGCCAAAACCUCCAACUCUCCUGUUGGUGCUGACUUUAGACCUGAUUUCUCACUGUUGAAUGGGGAAAUACACCUCGACAACCUGUCAGUUAAAGAUCUUCAGGAGAUUUUUCACGCGACAUUUGGAAGACAAACUUCUGUGAAAGACAAAGAGUGGCUCAAAAGGAGAAUUAUUAUGGGAUUGACUAAUUCCUGUGAUUUCUCUACCACAACUCUAGUAAUUUCUGAUAACAGAGUGGUGAAGAAAGGUAAAGAUGAAACCAGUCAAAGUAUGGAUGGUUCUGUUUUGGUUGAUUGUGUAGUUACAUCUGCUCUGGAGACAGAUGAAAGUCCAACCACUGUCCAUGAUGAACCCAUCGAAACCCACCCAAUUGGUAAUGCUAUGGCAAUACAAAGUUCUGUUAGUCAAGAUAAUUGUGAAAGUAAUGAUACUGACACAGAACAAAGACCAGUAAAACGAGUUCGAAAGCCCACAAGACGGUAUAUUGAAGAAAUUUCUGAAGGAGAAUCCAGAGAUUCUGGUGCACAAACUGCCUCCUCACUUGAACCCCCCGCAUGUGACCAGCCAUCUGAAGAAGUUUGUGUUAGACCUAUUCAGAAUUUUGGACUAGAUCGGAGAUAUCUCACAAGGAAAGAUUCUCUUGGAGGUUUUGGAAUUCAGGUUCCAUACGUCAAUCGCAUUCGCCGGAGCCGUCCAAGGAAAAAUUUUGUGACUCUGUCUGUUGCUUAUUCGGAGAGAUGCACUUCAGAAACAGAAAGGAAAACUCUUCAGUUGGAGCAGGAAGUGAAACUAAAAAGUAUGGAAACGUUGAAGUCUAAUUCAGAUGACGAUGUUGUCACUGUACCUACUGCAAAUGGAGGAAUGAGGAGGAAGCAUCAUCGACCUUGGACACUCGGUGAAGUUGUUAAACUGGUUGAGGGUGUUUCAAAAUAUGGUGCUGGUAGAUGGUCAGAGAUCAAACGCCUUGCUUUUGCUUCAUAUUCUUACCGAACAUCAGUUGACCUAAAGGACAAAUGGAGGAAUCUCCUGAGAGCCAGCAUGGCUGAAUCACCAACAGGAAAUGGGGUUGACAAUGUUGGGUGGAUUUACAGAUGCAGAGUUCUCGGAAGCAUGCAUCAGUUCCCAUUCCUGCUCAGAUUCUGUCAAGGGUGAGAGAACUUGCUGAUACACAAACACAGGUUCCUCCAAGCCUCACCUCUAGCAAAUUAAUCAGACAUAAUGACUCCAAUAAUCCUGUACGCGUUGUAGAUGUGCAUGUUAGCUAUUUUGAUUAAGAACUCUGAUGUAGUGUAAAAUAAACUGUAGGGGUGGUGUAUCCUAGGGCAUUAGUUUGUGUUAAUAUAUCGAUGUUUGAUGAUCAUUGGAAACUCUUGUUUUUGACUAACACAGCAUCAGUGGGGUUAGAGACGUGUGUAUUUGUUGUGACAGGUCACAGGGUUCGGUUGCUUGGAUUCCAUCGGUCAUGAGGUUUUUGCUCCAAAUUCUGUAAUAGAUGUUUAGUUAACGGUUAAUCGCUAAAUAAAUCACCAUUUUUAACCCGUUUUGCGAUUUAGACACUAUAUUUAAAAUCAACGUACCUUUCGUAUUUUUCCCGAGCAAAAACACAUGAAAGAUGAAAUGAAACUAUUGUUGGGUGUA
Messenger RNA from Salvia miltiorrhiza (redroot sage), 2339 nucleotides. RefSeq lists its product as uncharacterized. Bases 228 to 1853 code for a protein of 541 amino acids. The record is from RefSeq and is a predicted model, not a curated record. The transcript is spliced from 8 exons. NCBI's taxonomy places the organism in Eukaryota, Viridiplantae, Streptophyta, Magnoliopsida, Lamiales, Lamiaceae.